CUUCCAAUCUCAUUAAUCUCUACAUUUUCAUUCAUUUAUAUCUUAUAAACCUUAUUAAUCCUACUCUCAAAAAUAAAUAAAAAAAACUAUCUUAUUUCAACAACUUUUACCCUCCAAAAAUAAGAAAAAUGAAGCUUAAUAGUCCAACCAUGGGAGGCAGCAAGAGGAAGUUCCUCAACCGCGGACUUAGUGGCAUGGUGAGAGAGCAAAGAGCAAGGCUUUAUAUUAUCAGGAGAUGUGUGGUUAUGCUUCUUUGUUGGCAUGAAUAGAAUUAUUUCAUACCUUUUUUUUUUUUUUUUUCUUUUUAGGAAGAUUAAGAAAAAUUCUUCCUUUUUUUCCCAUCUUUUUAGGAGAUUUUUAAUUUAUAUAUUCAUAUUGUAUAUACUUAGUAGUUAAUGAGUAACAGAUUACUUAAGAUAAAUGUACUGAGAAAGUUUUGACACCAAUUUUGCUCUCUUUUUCCAUUUGAUACUGCCUUUUGGGCUUCUUGUACAUCGGAAUAGCUUGAAUGAAGAUCACUUCAUGUUAAAUUAUUACCAA
Molecule: messenger RNA, 540 nt
Organism: Beta vulgaris subsp. vulgaris (sugar beet)
Lineage: Eukaryota; Viridiplantae; Streptophyta; Magnoliopsida; Caryophyllales; Amaranthaceae
Exons: 1
Coding region: 129-269 (46 amino acids)
Biological process (GO): negative regulation of cell population proliferation
Source: RefSeq, a predicted model, not a curated record